UUUUUCAAUUAUUUUUCUCAACUUUUAGAUCCAAAAGAGAAAAUUGACCCCAGCAUUACUUCCAACCAACAACUGGUGUCGGUCAACAAAGGAGAAACUACGUAUCUUCCCUGUGCUGCUCAGGGUCAGCCUCCUCCAACCUACACUUGGUUUAAAAUAAAGGGGUCCCAAAGAGAACGAAUUCAUUCUUCGCCAAAGCUUCAACGACUUCACGGAAGUCUAAGAAUAUACCGCGUGGAGCUGGAAGACGAAGGACGAUACCUCUGUGUAGUCAACAAUUCCCUUGGCGAAGACUACACGCAGGUUGAGGUAAAGGUGUUGGUGCCUUUACAAGUGCGGGUUGAGCCUCAUUCGUUACUUGUGCUUAGUGGUGGGUUAGCAACACUCACGUGCAGUAUUGCAGGACAUCCAAUUGACUCGAUCGUUUGGACAAAGAACUUUCGCCCCCUGGUGACAAAUGGAAGAGUUAUCCUCCGAGGAAAAGAAGUGUUACAUAUAAAGUCCGUGCAGAAGGAAGACCAAGGGAUGUAUCAGUGUUUUGUAUACAGUCAAGGGGGCAGUCAACAGGCUACAGCCCAGCUUGUGGUUGGAGGGGGCCUUCAACUACCCGUUACCGGUAGACAGCAGGUAUUCCCGAAUGGUACCUUAGUUAUUCACCAGGUGGCUAGGGAUUCUGACCAGGGAAAAUACACCUGCACAGCAAAGAACAUAGAGGGCGCUUCAGAUCACCAGUCAGUAAACGUCAUCAUCAUCAGUAAGUGA
Messenger RNA from Limulus polyphemus (Atlantic horseshoe crab), 762 nucleotides. Its product is annotated as brother of CDO-like. Gene Ontology annotation, molecular function: cell-cell adhesion mediator activity. Gene Ontology annotation, biological process: dendrite self-avoidance; homophilic cell-cell adhesion; axon guidance. The transcript is spliced from 3 exons. Lineage: Eukaryota; Metazoa; Arthropoda; Merostomata; Xiphosura; Limulidae. Gene Ontology annotation, cellular component: plasma membrane; axon. The annotation marks the transcript as partial. The record is from RefSeq and is a predicted model, not a curated record.